GGCCGUGAUCGGGUCGGUGAACUGCCGGACCGGCGGCGAGGUAAACGACUUCCUGCACGGCUACCUGAAUCGAAGACAUCGAGCACCACCUGUGGCCGGACCUCUCCAUGCUGGCCUACAGCAGGGCGCAGCCCCGGGUCCGGGCGAUAUGCGAGAAGCACGGCGUGCCCUACGUGCAG
This is a messenger RNA of Prorocentrum cordatum, 179 nucleotides long. The record is from the annotation of a GenBank genome assembly. NCBI's taxonomy places the organism in Eukaryota, Dinophyceae, Prorocentrales, Prorocentraceae.